This is a messenger RNA of Cotesia congregata, 396 nucleotides long. NCBI's taxonomy places the organism in Eukaryota, Metazoa, Arthropoda, Insecta, Hymenoptera, Braconidae. The record is from the annotation of a GenBank genome assembly.
AUGUCUAUCCAGAGACGCAAGAGCUGGUACAAGACAGCAGAAAAAUUUGCUUAUUUAGCUAUUUAUCAAGUUGAUGCGAAACAAGGUCUUGAUUGUCUGGAUUCUACAAAAAGAGCUGAUUUCAGUGAUUCUUACUAUAGAAUUGACGUCAUGUUCAUCCAAGUCCAUAAGAGUGGAUGUGAAGGGAGUGGUGUGAAAAGUACUCUCGAUUAUCUUGAGCCAGCAAAAAAUAGAAUUGCAACAGAGGCGUGCCUCUUGUAUAGUACGAUGACGCCAGUCUACACGUCUCGUGAUUACCUCAUCGACCUUUAUCUCGGGUCUUCAUUGCAAGGUGUCUGGACCAUUAGCACCAACCUGAACAUGAACAGUGCGCUGGUGGGUCAUGAACUGGCUUAG